Halichondria panicea is the source of this 1448-nucleotide messenger RNA. Its product is annotated as deoxyribodipyrimidine photo-lyase-like. The coding region runs from base 1 to 1251 and encodes 416 amino acids. The transcript has a single exon. Gene Ontology annotation, molecular function: deoxyribodipyrimidine photo-lyase activity; DNA binding; FAD binding. The record is from RefSeq and is a predicted model, not a curated record. NCBI's taxonomy places the organism in Eukaryota, Metazoa, Porifera, Demospongiae, Suberitida, Halichondriidae.
AUGUCUUCUGCAUUCCUUUUCCAUCGCUCUCUGAGGCUGACUGAUAACUUGGGACUACUGGAGGCCCUCAAUCAAUCACAAUCUGUUCUGCCCAUUUUCUGUGUGGACCCUAGACAAGCAUCCUCCAGGGGUAACAAGUUCUUCUCUCCUUUCUCCCUUUCGUUUAUGCUGCAGUCACUCACUGAUCUACAAGAAGAGCUAAGGAAACAUGGUUCUGAGCUGCUGCUAUUAGAGGGUGAGCCUCAUCGUGUUCUGCCUCCUCUCCUGGUCGAAGCCGGAGUCACAACGCUGUAUAUGAACAAUGAUUAUACGCCAUUUGCUCGAAAACGAAAAGUAGAAAUUGAGAAAGCGCUUCGAGGAGAUGUAUGUGUUGUUGAGGUUGACGACUAUUUAUUGUUUCCUCCUGGAUCAAUUUCCACAUGUAGUGGAACUGCAUAUCGAGUGUUUACUCCUUUUCUGAAUGCUUCCAAACGGGAGAAUGUUGACAAAUCCAAAUCUCUUGAAAAUGCUGAAAGGCUCAUGAAAAAAACACAGUUCAAAUCGUCGCUCUCAGAAAUUGGAUGGGAUUGUCUUCAACAAAAUUCGAAGCUAUCUCCGUGUGGGCUUAGAGGUGGCCGCUCUGAGGGUGUUAGAAUACUAUCUGAAGUCCAGAAAACCCAGAGAUACUAUUCCGAGCGCAGAGAUUACCUCAGUUACACCACCAGCCAGCUCUCCCCCUACAUCAAGUUUGGUUGCAUUUCAAUUCGUGAGGCUUGGGAAGGACUAGGCAAGGCACCCAACACUGCAUCAAUGGCACUACGAAGACAGCUAAUGUGGAGAGAGUUUUACUAUCAUUACUACAUUGCGUAUCCUGCCGAGCUCGAAUGGGAGAAGAAAGUUGAAGAAACAAAGCUGAGUGAUGGGGCACCUGAUAUUGUGAAAGCUUGCCUCCAGGAGCUAGAUAUCACGGGUUGUUUGCACAACCGUGGGCGAAUGAUUGUGGCUAACUACCUACUCCACAAUCAAGGGGAAUACUGGAAAGCAGGAGAUGUGACAUUUGCUACUCGUUUGAUCGAUUAUGACCCAUUUGUGAACAUUGGGAAUUGGCGGUGGAUUGAUAAACAGCCCAAGUUUCGGUGGUUGAAACCAGAUGUGCAGUACCAGCGUUGGGACAAAGACUACCCCAAGAGUGAAGAAAUGAAAGGGAAAGGAAGUUACACGAAGUUCUGGUUGCAACCAAGGGUGAAGAUUGAGCAAGAGCUCACCUCUUAACUCAUUAUUUCUGUUAUCUAUCGCUCAUCAUGCUUUUCAUGUUCAUUAUAAUUUUUUGCUAUAUAUCUUAUUCUUACUAUCUAUCUCUUGGUUUACAUGAACGUUCAUAUUGAUAUUGAGUGUUCAUUUCUUGUUUAUUUAUCAUCCAUUUUACAUGCUGUUGAUAUUCAAUGCUGCUGAUAUUCAUGUUUACUUCA